This is a messenger RNA of Sporisorium graminicola, 4107 nucleotides long. RefSeq lists its product as uncharacterized. Gene Ontology annotation, biological process: regulation of DNA-templated transcription. Gene Ontology annotation, molecular function: DNA-binding transcription factor activity, RNA polymerase II-specific; zinc ion binding. Bases 1 to 4107 code for a protein of 1368 amino acids. NCBI's taxonomy places the organism in Eukaryota, Fungi, Basidiomycota, Ustilaginomycetes, Ustilaginales, Ustilaginaceae. The record is from RefSeq and is a predicted model, not a curated record. The transcript has a single exon.
AUGCAGGCUCCUUCGCAGCACAGCGUGCUUGGUCCUCCGCACGCUCCUUUUCCUACGCAACAGAGUCGCGAUGAACGUCAACAGCAGCAGCAUCAACAAUCUUAUGGCAUUCCGCGAACCGACUUCCUCGGUCAACCUAUGGCUCACACGCCCCAUCAGCAGGCUCCACAUCACCCUCACAUGCAAUCGCAACAACCUCAGUCGCUCAUGACGCCACAGCAAAACCACCCGCAAGAGCUACACAAUUUCACGUUCCAAUCGCCUCCCUUCAAUUCAAAUGGCGCUCUUUCACAUCCUUCUCCGCACCACUUGUCUCCUUCAUCACAUCUUUCUUCGGUUUCGUUGCAGCACGCCCCAUCCAUGCAGCCUCCUCCUCAAACGAUUUCGCAACCCGGCAUGGGCACAGCUGGACCAUCUUCUACUCAGCAUCGACCCAGCUUGUCUUCGCUGCAAGACACGCUACUGUCAUCCGGAUCCAGCCAGCAUCACCAGCACCAACAACAACACCAUCACAGCAGCAACAACAACAACAACAACAACAACAACAACAGUCACGUCGCCCACGCAAAACGCAACUACCUCACUACCUUUGACGACCCCAUCGCUCAAGCGUAUAUUGCUGGACAGACUCUGGACGAGCCGUUCUACUCCGUCGCCCCGCCUGGCACUGAUUGGCCGGCGGACGGCAGUAUGCCGCUUGAUCUUAGUCUGAUGCCGCUUCUUUCCGGUGAUCCGGACGAUUCCUCGAUCCCCUUCACAGCGGAUCAGGCCGGCUACUUUGAACCCUUCGGCUCGGACAACCACGGUCUCAAUGGCGAUGGCACUGGCUCGUUUGAUUCGGCUGCUGCUAUCCUUGAUGACGCUGGCUUCGCGCGUUUCCACGAGAUCAAGACGGAGCCUGGCCUCGAAGGCGUGAAUGCGACUCAAGUAGACCAAGACCAGGAAGCUGCUUCCAAGACUCUGUCAGCGCAGGACAACAACGGCGCAAGUGGCAGCCUUACCGGACCGAGCUCGGCAGCAGCAGCAUCUAGGGACGGCAUCCCACCACGUCGACGCACACGUCGAAGGCAGAACAUCAGUUGUGAUCAGUGCCGUGCUUCCAAGCGAGGUUGCGACUUCCAGCUGCGUCUCGACGCGGAAGGCAACGAUGUCGCGCAGGCCGUUGCAGCCGGUGCUGGCCUGGGCCCUGGACAAGACGAGGAGCCACCAUCUGCAGGCAAUGCUGGCGACAAGCGCAAGAUGUCUGACGCUGGGCAAGAGGUCGCAGCGGGCAGUGCUCCUCCUGCUACCAGCAACGGCUCCAAACUCGUCUGCUCCAAUUGCCAGCGGCGAGGCAUCGAAUGCACCACCAACUUUGCCGACUCGGUGCGAGAGAGCAAGCAGGCAGCCCAGACCACCAAGGACGAGCCAGCUCCUCCGCAAGGCAGCAACAAGAAGCGUGCUGUGGAAGACGAGUCGUCUGAGACGGGAAGGCGAUCGAAAUCCAUCUCGAGUGAUGGCAGUUCGCCGGGAUCACAAGCUGCGCAAGAAGCGAGGGAACAGUUGCUCCAGACGUUCCAGAGUCGCAGCGAGUCGCAGAUGUUGACAAGAACGGGCGCUAACGUCCGCUUUGCGCAGCGCGCCGACUCGUUGCUGCUCACCACUAAUCGCAUGCGGUUGUACGUUCACACGGUGGAGCCCAAUGCGAAUCUGUGGCUGUCGAGGGCGUGCUCGCCGCUCCGGACCGACGGCGAUCUCGGGGCGUACAUCAAGAGCGCGAUCGGUCUGGAUGCACUCGAUCUGUCGCAGAAGCUGUGGGCCUCGUGGCACGUCGACUCGCCGUCGUCGCGGAAGGAGCACCAGCCCAAUUUGUUCUUCCUCGUGUACGGGCUCGAUCAUCUCGGCGGAGAGAUGGGCGUCUGGGGCGAGAAACCGGAGCAACAUCCGGUCGCUACUGCGGCGUCUCAACCCCGGGGCCCCGGGUCGGCGCAGGAGGCGUCGGUGCGGUUCAACGAUAUCUUUUCCGACCUUGUAGGAAUGGGUCCUGGUGGGUGGCGCAGAUCCAAGCGUGACCUUAUGAUUGACGAGGCGGUCAAGGCGGCGAUGCUGGCGUACGCGUGUCAGUUCCGCUUGGAUGACGAGAUGACGUCGACGGCUGAUGCUGACUCGGCUAAGGCAGUGGAUGGUAAGAACUACCGCGAUGCACACGAUCGGAUCGCUACGGCAGCGUGGAAGCGCGCAAGAUCGCUGAUUCUGCAGUUGGCGCCCAGGAGAUCGUGUCGACUGGCGUAUGGGCUGUUUCUGUUCGGCGUCACCGCUCCGCCGCCGGGUGCACUGGCAGAGGGCGGGUCGAGGUCGGGUGCGGAUGCGGCAGAGGAUGCGGCAUUUGCGCUCGAGACGGCGUCCCGUCACUUGGAGUGGUUUGUGAAACGGUGCCGGGAUUUGGUGAGGACGUCGGAGAAGGCGAGUCAGAAUCCGCUGCUCAGUGGAAUUCCGCAGGUGAAGGAGCAGCGGCGCAUUGCUGCAGAUCUGAUGGGGUUGGCCGAGUCGUUGGGGUGGUUUGGCCUGUUGAUUGAUACGGUGACGCACGUUUCUCAAGGGCGAAGGUCGAGUAUGCGCGAGGACAAUCUGGUGUACCAGUCGUCGGGGAUGGGGUCGGGCACCGAUGCUGGCGUGAAGCCUCACGGACUGGUUCCAUCUCCCGGAAGCAGCAAUGGAACCAGUCCGCCCGAUCGUACGGCAGAAGCCCUAUUUGCGAUGCAAGACACGCUCAACCUGCUACCGUCUCGGCAGGCGCCCCCGGGAGCGUUCCCAGGUACGUCAGAGUCAUACAUGCACGAAGACCCGGAGGACGACGGCAGUUUCCCCGUGGAUACCGAGAUGUCGAAACGGAUCAUGGAGCGCGCUGCGUGUGCGCGUGAUCUGAUCCCUGCGCUGUUGAGGAACCCGGGUGCGCUGGCCAACGCCAUCCCCUUCGACGUGCUCAUCGGCGCGAAAGAUCCGGACGCGGACGCUACACCGGGUGCCGGGCCGAUUAUCAACAUCAACAACCCCGGUGGUGGGCUUAACGAGCAGGUGGUCCUACUUGGAGUCGCGUGGGGGACAGCGGUGGAGGUGUACAUCUGGCGUCGUGUUGGGGUGCUGCACACGGCGACGGAGGGAUUGUUGGGCACCACGGAUCCCGUGCAGGCGUUGAUCGCGGGUGGCGGGAGCGUGGUGGGUGAGAAGAUUGAGAAGAUGGUCAUGAACGUCAUCGAGGCGGUGCGGCUGUUCCAUAGUAUCUUCGACAAGCUGAUCGCGAGGGCGUUGGACGAAUUCGUGCAUCUAUCACGCCAGGGUAGGACGAUGCUGUCGUUCUUCGUGAUACACAUUCAUCUCGGGGUGCUUCAUUUUGUGCAGUUGGCCAAGCGGUUGGAGGCGAAGGAGCUGGAGUUGAUUCAGGUCUGGAAUGCGGGCCAAGUUGCGCCGGAUGGCAAGGGCACGGACGUGGCGUUUUCGCCGUUGGAGAUGGGCAGUCCCGCAUCGGCAAAGAAGAGUGGGUCCCCGAUGUCGACUGCGUCCAAUGCUGCGGCCGCGGGCGCAUCACCGCAGAGUGUACCGCCGCCUCGACAGCUGCGCUCGGUGAUGCUGCUGUCCUCCGUCGAACGCAGACAGAUUGGCCGCUCGGCUGCACUGGGCAUGGCUCGCAUGGCGUCGCUCAUCAACGCCGAAUCGGCCAACCUCGAACAAGCGUCCAAAAUCGGCCGCUUGUCCCCGCAGACUCGGCCGCCGAAAGACGGUAAAUCCCGCAAAGGCCGCUUCUACGCCACCAACUCCUCCAGUACUCCGGACUACACACCCAUCGAAGACUCCGCAAACGCCCCCUGGAGACAUCCCUACCCUGCAAUGGUCGCCGAUGUCCUGAAGCUCAGCUGUCAGCAGCUGCACGACGAUAUUUGGGACCAGCUUAUUGCUGUUCCGCGCAACGAAGGCGAGUUGACGCUGUUGAUGGAUAACUUCAACGUGUUGUUGGAGGGGUUCGCGAGGAUGUUACAUGCUGUGCCCGGGCUGGGGAGCUACAAGAAGGUUUUGAGCGAUAUGGAGAAUGCCAGGGACACCGCGGCGUUUGUGGCCAGUCAACAGGGGUGA